Messenger RNA from Phymastichus coffea, 570 nucleotides. Its product is annotated as omega-conotoxin-like protein 1. The transcript is spliced from 3 exons. The record is from RefSeq and is a predicted model, not a curated record. Lineage: Eukaryota; Metazoa; Arthropoda; Insecta; Hymenoptera; Eulophidae. Bases 155 to 391 code for a protein of 78 amino acids.
CGCAGAUGACAAAGCGUAAAACCCGGAACGAAGCCUUGAUGGUAUAAGAAGGAAAGAUUCAACGCGAGAGAUUCAGUUGAAUACGAACUACUGUCGAGAUAGUGUCUCAUUUCUUUCGUUUUCACAGUUAAACUAAAUACUUACAUCAAGCAAAAUGUCGAAGUUCAUGAUGUUUGCAUUGGUUUUCUUAUUGACCACAACUCUUAUCUCAGCAGCUAGCAAAGACAGAUGUGGUAGACAUGGUGAUUCGUGCAUUACUGUUUCGGAUUGUUGUCCAGUAAAGCAAAUGGCUUGCAACCGUUUUGCCCACAGAUGCCAAAUUCAAAUUACCGAGGACGAAUUGAUGGCUCAACGAGAGAAAAUCCUCGGACGUAGAGGAAAAGACUAUUAACGUUAAAGAUCAACUCUAACCAUGACAAAAAUUCUAUAAAUAUACAAUCUAAAUUUUUUCAACGAUCUGUCCUAAUUCAAUAGACUGAUGACUUUUAUUUGUAAAUGUUUUUUGCUUUUGUCAAGCAAAUUUUUUAAAAAGUAUAUUAAGUAAUAAAUUUAUAAUUGAAACGAAAAUAA